Molecule: messenger RNA, 3277 nt
Organism: Peromyscus californicus insignis
Lineage: Eukaryota; Metazoa; Chordata; Mammalia; Rodentia; Cricetidae
Product: splicing factor YJU2-like
Biological process (GO): mRNA splicing, via spliceosome
Cellular component (GO): U2-type catalytic step 1 spliceosome
Source: RefSeq, a predicted model, not a curated record
AUUCAGUGCAUUCAACUGGUGACAGCGGUUCAAACUACAGUAGGGGAAUACGUGGGGAAGGAAUUGAGAAGAAAGGCUUCUCUUAGAAUUUUCAAAGACACGUGCUUCCCCAACAAACAAUGUCUGAAUUACCUGAUUUUGUUUCUGAGGACCAUUUAUUCAAUGCCGUAAAAUGAAGGGAAAGAGGAUCACUGUGACAUUUAGUGAUUGAAUCAUUUCACAUUGUCUUUUUUAACAUCUUGUUAAGGCAUAAUUUGCAUACUUAAAAUUCACCCACUUUAAAGGCACAAUCUGAUCGUUUUUAGUGUAUCCACAGUUGUGCAACCAUCAAAACAAUCUAAGUACAGGGUAUUUUUACCACUUGGGAAAGAAGGCCCAGGCCUAUUACCAGUUGCUUCCCAUCUGUCUCUUCUCUCAACCCUAAUGACUACAUAGACACUUUCUAUCUCUAUGGACUUCCCUAUGAGGGUAGUUCAUAAACAUAUAAACCACAAAAUGGCGGGGGCUUGCCAUAGUUUGUAUGCACAAAUAAUAAACAAGCAAAUGUAAAAACCCGUCUAGGCCUGACGUGGUGGUGCACGCCUUUUAAUCCCAGCACUUGGGAGGCAGAGGCAGGUGGAUUACUGAGAUUUCAAGGACAGCCUGGACUACACGACAAGUUCCUGUCUUACAAAUCAGAGAGAGAGAAAACACAAACCAACAACAAAAAAACAUAAUGAGAACCAGGCAGGCCACUAAUUUCCAGCUACUCAAGAGACUUGCAGUAAAGCUGUUGCAAAUUUAAGGCCAACCUGGGCUACUGAGAGCUCCCUCUGGGCGUUUUAGGGAGUGGCUGUCUCAAAAGAUGAAGAGGGAGCCAGACAGUGGUGGAGCACGCCUUUAAUCCCAGCACUCAGGAGGCAGAGGCAGGCGGAUCCCUGUGAGUUCCAGGCCAGCCUGGGCUACAGAGAGCUACACAGAGACACCCUGCUACACAGAGAAACCUUGCUCGAAAAACCAAAAAAGAAGAUUAAGAGGGCUGGGUAGUGGUUCAGUGGUAGAAUACCUGCCUGGCAUGUGCGACCCUGGGUUCGAUCCACAGUACCAGAAAGGAAGGAAUGGACGAACACAGGAACAACAGACCCGGGGCAUGGUGGCCACUCCAUUAAUCCCAGCACUCGGAAGGCAGAGGCAGGAGGAUCUCUGUGAGUUCGUGACCAGCCUGGGCUACACAGUGAGAUCCUGACUCAAAACCAAACAUCAAUAGAGCAGUGGUGCCGGACAAAAUCUUAUUGACUUGGGAUAGCUUUCCCCGGGCUUUCCAGCCUGGCAUACUCGCACACGGGCGGUCCGGAUGCUCCCGGAACCUUUAUUUUCUCCCCACCUACAAGCAUUCAGGAACAGAACAAAAGCACACGCGCAGUGUUGAUCGACAGAGAUUGCAGCCAAUGAGAACGCUAAAGCCUGUAGGCUACAGCCAGUAAGACGGCCGAGGAAGUGACGUCAAGAGAACUGCAGGGGCCCAGGUCGGAUAUAAACUUCGAGAGGGCCGAAGCAAAUCACUUCUUCGCUUGUGCGGCCGAGAGGAAGCGAGAUGUCAGAACGCAAAGUUCUGAACAAAUACUACCCACCUGACUUCGACCCAUCAAAGAUCCCGAAACUCAAGCUACCCAAGGACCGGCAGUAUGUGGUUCGGCUGAUGGCCCCCUUCAACAUGAGGUGUAAAACAUGUGGAGAAUACAUCUACAAGGGGAAGAAAUUCAAUGCACGCAAGGAAACGGUCCAGAACGAGGCCUACCUGGGCCUGCCGAUCUUCCGCUUCUACAUUAAGUGCACGCGCUGCUUGGCCGAGAUAACGUUCAAAACAGACCCGGAGAACACGGAGUACACCAUGGAGCAUGGUGCCACGCGCAACUUCCAGGCCGAGAAGCUCCUGGAGGAGGAGGAGGAGAAGCGUGUGCAGAAGGAGCGCGAGGAUGAGGAGCUGAACAACCCCAUGAAGGUUCUGGAGAACCGCACGAAGGACUCAAAGCUGGAGAUGGAGGUGCUGGAAAACCUGCAGGAGCUGAAGGACCUGAACCAGCGGCAGGCGCACGUGGACUUCGAGGCCAUGCUCCUGCAGCACCGCCUGUCACAGGAGCAGCGGCGACCAGACGAGCGCGAGACGGCGGCCUUGCUGGAGGAGGCUCACCACCACGCCAGGCUUCUGGAGGAUUCUGACUCAGAAGAUGAAGCUCCGCCUUGCCGACCACGGGCAGUAGCAAGACCCAACCCCACAGCCAUCCUGGAUGAGGCGCUAAAGACCAAGAGGAAGGCAGAGGCAGUAGGCCGUAGAGCACAGCUGGCCAGCUUGGUUGUGCCAAAGAAGGUAAAGGUGGAAGUCAACAGGGGCUCAGAACAGGUCCAGAUGCCUUCUGCAGGUGCCCCCGAGAGCAGGAAGGCAGCCAGCCAUGCACCCCAGACACCCAGGGCCUCCUCCCUGAGCCAGCUGGGUGCAUAUGGGGACAGCGAGGACAGUGACAGCUGAGCCCCCACAGUGGCAUCACAGACCCAAGAAACCAGAGGAGAUGGGAACAAGAAAGGCACCCUCAGCAAACACCUCGUGACAGUGUCUGCCAUGGGUCCUGGCAGGGUAUGAAGAGGCAAUGUCCCUCAGCCCCAGGAGCCCCAGGAUCGACAGCUUGGUCCACUCCUUCAGUCCUUGAGUUAUGGGGAGCCUGUUGGUACCAUCCCUUCCUGCUACAGACAGAUCUGAAUACUAUCUGGCAUGGGGCAGGAUCCCUGGGGACCGUCUCCCAACAAGGCCUGGGGCUCCAUCCACAACACAAUAAUACUGUGUGAAAAAGAAGAAAAUCAAUUGACAAUCAGGGGGACCAGCGAGCAACCCUGCCGGACUGUGUAACCAGGGCUUAACCCUUACCUGGAAUUUUGGCCAAACACCACCCUCAGCAUGUGUCCUUCGUUCACAAUUUGGCAUUGCAUUAGUCUGUGUUCUGGUACUGUAAGAAAACUGCCGAGGCUGAGUCUGUUGUAUAGAACACAGCGAGCUUGGUACUGAGUAGCAGUAGAGAGACUGGCCCAUGUAGCCCAGACUAGCCUCCACCUCCCCAGUGAACCACCAAGCUGAUCUUAAGCCUGAAAUGUUCGUGUUGGAGUCUGCUUUUCCCCCGGAAUUCUUGGCUCUCACACCCUAAGUGAGAGCCCCUCCCCCAGGCAAGAGCAGGUGCACCCUAGGAUCUGGUUGGAGCCCUCCCCUCCCCACCCCCACCUUGACCUUCCCAUCUCUGCAGCUGUGAUC